Solea solea (common sole) is the source of this 5108-nucleotide messenger RNA. RefSeq names its product SMG5 nonsense mediated mRNA decay factor (gene smg5). Gene Ontology annotation, cellular component: telomerase holoenzyme complex. NCBI's taxonomy places the organism in Eukaryota, Metazoa, Chordata, Actinopteri, Pleuronectiformes, Soleidae. Gene Ontology annotation, biological process: nuclear-transcribed mRNA catabolic process, nonsense-mediated decay. Bases 378 to 3755 code for a protein of 1125 amino acids. The transcript is spliced from 22 exons. The record is from RefSeq and is a predicted model, not a curated record. Gene Ontology annotation, molecular function: telomerase RNA binding; protein binding; telomeric repeat DNA binding.
UUCAGGCGGUCACUGCCUGAUAGGAGUAAUGGCUGCCUUCGUUGCAAUGGCUAGAACGGGUAACAACACAAGAGGCAUAUCAGAGCGUUUUAGCUGACCGGGAAGAGCUCACAUCAGCGGGCACCCCCUCCUACCCGGGUUUCAGAGCGGAUGGGUAGAGGGGGUCUUGCCAAAGGACACACGAAGCGAAAGAGACUCGGAGGGAAGGAGAGGAAAGCUAACGCCACCUUGAUUGCUAGCGUUAGCGGGCUAUCAACAGGAUUGUCACUGCCGGGGGAACAAACCCGAGGAGCCGUGACAAGUGUGUGUCGCGGGGGUUGGAGGAAGCGGCGACUGAACCCUGGAGCGUGUGAACAAAUAACCGGACUUGUUCUAACAUGAGUGGACCGGGACAGGACAGCGAGCCAGAGGCGAAAGUCCUUCACAUCAAGCGGCUUUAUAGGGCUGUGGUGGAGUCUGUGCACAAGCUGGAUGUCAUCAUCGGCAGUAAAGCGUCCUACAGAGAGGUCUUCAAGCCGGAGAACAUCAGCCUUCGCAACAAGCUGCGAGAGCUUUGUGUGAAACUGAUGUUUCUCCACCCUGUCGACUACGGCCGCAAGGCGGAGGAGCUGCUCUGGAGGAAGGUUUACUACGAGGUCAUCCAGGUCAUCAAGACCAACAAGAAGCACAUCCACAGUCGCAGUGCUUUGGAGUGUGCCUACCGCACGCACUUGAUCGCCGGCGUGGGUUUCUACCAACACCUGCUGCUCUACAUCCAGUCCCAUUACCAGCUGGAGCUGCAGGACUGCAUCGACUGGACGCACGUCACAGACCCUCUGAUCGGCCGAAAGAAACCAGUGUCUGCCUCCCCCAAGGAGAUGGAGUGGGCACAGAUGGCGUGUCAUCGCUGUCUGGUGUACCUCGGAGAUCUAGCCCGUUACCAGAAUGAGCUUGCCGGUGUGGAGGCUGAGCAGCUGGCUGAAAGGUUUUAUCAUCAGGCCCUUUCUGUCAUGCCACACAUGGGAAUGCCUUUUAACCAACUGGGCACAUUGGCAGGAAGCAAGUUCUACAACGUCGAAGCAACCUACUACUACCUACGCUGCAUCCAAUCAGAGGCCCCCUUUGAGGGCGCCUAUGGCAACCUGAAGCGUCUGUUCGACAAAGCUGCUAAGAUGUACCAUCAAGUGAAGAAGCAGGAAAUGAAGAAGCUGUCUCCAUCUCGUCAAAGAUCAAAAGACAUCAAACGCCUCCUGGUGAGCUUCAUGUACCUGCAGAGCCUCCUGCAGCCCAAGAACAGUCUGAUGGAGACUGAGGUGACGUCACUCUGCCAGUCGGUGCUGGAGGACUUUAACCUGGUGCUGUUCUACCUGCCGCCUAUCACACAUGGUGGCGCUCACCAGUCGCCGAGUGAGGAAGAGGAGGAGCAGCAGCACAGUGACAGCUCCUGCCCCGUGCUGCCUGACACCCUCGUCUUUAAGAUGGUCGUCACUUGUCUGAUGGUGGUGCACAGCCUGAAGAGGGGAGGAUCGAAGCAGUACAGUGCAUCCAUCGCAUUCACUCUGGCCCUCUUCUCCCACCUGGUGAACCACGUGAACAUCCGGCUGCAGGCUGAGCUGGAGGAAGCGGAGAGCCAGGUGCCUCCACUUCACACUGAUGCCACUGAUGAUCUGGAGAUCAGGGAUUUGGCAUCUUUACCGACGGAUCACUCCGAAGAGAAGCCUCUGCAGAAUGGCUCUCUGGAGCAAGAAGAUGAAGAGGAGGAGGAGGCAGCUAAGGAGGAAGAUGGCCCCGAGAAGGUUGUUGCCAUGAAGCAAAGCAGCGUGGACGAACAGCGCAAGGCUGAAGACGACAAACAGAGGCAGAAGAAGAAAUACACUCGCCUGUCUCGACUCCGCCGACGGCGCUGUGCUCACAAGGACGGCCGAGGAGAGGACGACAGUGACCUCAGCGAAGGCUUUGAGAGCGAAGACGACGAAGACGAUGACGAGGAGAAGCGCGGACGUUGCGAUUCAACUGGUGGCACCGCAAAAAGAGCCCCUCUCAACUCGUCCUCUGUCAGAAAGGAGACAAAGAGAGACCCCCUGGGUGAGGAGGGCAGCUGGGGGAGUGGCUCCGAGGAGGAGGAGGAAGGAGGAACAGCGUUUGAUGUUGAGACCGACUCUGACAUGAACAGCCAGGAGUCCCGCUCAGACCUGGAAGACAUCGAAGACGCGGAGAGCUCGGACAACUUGGAGGGUCAGGCUCGAGAGCACCAGGAUGAAGAGGAGGACGAAGAGCAACCUAAGGAAGAAGGAGGCGAGAGGAACGGCGACACUCCUCCGACUACCAACGGGCCGCUGUUGCCCACCGACUCCAGCAUCAGCAGUAACCUCCAGGCCAUGUCCUCACAACUCUUUCAGGCCAAACGCUGCUUCCGCCUGGCACCGACCUUCAGUAACAUGCUGUUGAGGCCUCAGGCCUCGUCCUCCGUGGAUAUUCCCACCUCCACUGAUGCUUCGGCUCCGCCCUCCCAAGAAACUCCGCCUCCUCCAGGGGAGUCCUCCAGCGACAUCAACCCUGGCACUGCCAACGGAACCAGUGAACAUGAUUUGGAUUCUGAUUCAGAGGGGAGUGAACCCAGUUCUCAGUCCGUGCCCAGUGAGAAAACCCUCCUGGAGAAGCUGGAGAUCUUGACCAAUCAGGGUUUGAUCCAAGUGGUGAAGGUCUUUGUCGACUGGCUAAGGACCAACACUGAUAUUAUCCUCAUGUGUGCACAGAGUUCUCAGAGUCUGUGGAACCGACUGUCUGUCCUGCUCAACCUGCUGCCAGAUGGAAACAAGAUGCUCGAGGCUGAGCUUGGUCUGAACACAGAGUUGACGCAGCUGUUAAAUGAGUGUGAACAGCCCGGUUUGGUCCAGACUCUGCUGCUGCCCGAGGACGUGGCUCUGCGACACUUGCCUGCUCUCGGCGUUGCUCACCGCCGCCUUGAUUUCAGCCGCCGCAACACCUCCCUCAGCCCCCUGCAGGAGUGUGUGGUGCGAGUGUGUUGCAUUCGCAGUUUUGGCCACUUUGUAACAAAUCUUCAGGGCAACGUGCUUCACUUCAACCCAGAGGCGGGAAUCUUCACCAGCAUCAGCCAGUGUGAACAGGACAAUCUGGUGCAACAGGCAAAGGCCCAGUUCAGAAUGGCGGAGGAGGAGGCGCGUCGAAAUCGCUUAAUGAGGGAUAUGGCCCAACUUCGAUUACAGUUGGAGGUGUCGCAGCUAGAGGGCAGCCUUCAACAGCCCAAGGCUCAGUCGUCCAUGUCUCCUUACCUGGUGCCAGACGCAGCUGCUCUCUGCCACCACCUGAACCUCGUCCGACAGCUGGCCGGCAGCGGCUGCUUCAUCAUCAUCAUCCCACGGACAGUAAUCGAUGGACUUGACCGACUGAAGAAGGAAAACCCUGGUGCGAGGGACGGCAUCCGCUUCCUGGAGUCUGAAUUUCGCAAAGGCAACAGGUACAUACGCUGCCAGAAGGAGUCGGGUCGUAGUUUUGAAAGAGACAAGCUGAAACGGCAGGACGUGGAAGCCUGGCAUCUGUAUAAGAUGGUGGACAGUUGUCGUCAGUUAACCGUCUCCCAGAACAACGGAGAUGAGGACACGGCCGGCAUGGUGACCAUUCUGACCGGCCAUCAGGUGGAGGAGCUUUGCAAUCGAUCAGCAGCUAUGAAGACGGCGUUGCAGGCAGCUAGCUCGGCGGGCAUGGAGCUAAAGAAUAUCGUGGAUUUCUACCGGCAGUGGAAGGAGAUGGGCUGAGAGGUCAAAAUGGCGGCAGCUGUCGGUGCUGCGAACAGCUGAUCGAUCACAACACUCGCUCCCUCUCUCUCUCUCCCACUCUUUUGUGUAUCUGCGUCUCCGAAGGGCAAAAAAAAAACAAACAAAAAAACAACAACCGACAUGUAAAAGCGGUGUGGAAGGAAGAGUUCAGGCUUAGAGAGCUGGAAAAGGGAAGACAGUGGAGUAAAAAAAUUAAAAAAUAACAAGAAGAGACAAGCGAGGGGGGAGGGGAAGUGGCACUAAAAGAAUAACAGCGGCACAUCGGCCACUUCCAAUCCUUUUAACAUAAAGAGUGACCCCUAGUGGUUGGGGUGAGGGAAAUGGUGGGGGACGCGAGACAACUUUUAAAGUGCCCCUGGUUCACACCCUAACCAGGAAUACACUGUAUAUGUUAGCAAAACGAGUACAUACGUGUCGAGAGAGAAACCGCGCUCGUGCACGCACACACAAACACACACACACACACACACACACGAACACACUCGCGCUCAGAUGAGUCCAUAUAGAUAUUUAGAGCGGUAGUGGUUUGGAUUUUCUGUUCCAUCCCUUUUCCCCCUUCUUCAGUCUGUAUUUGAGAAACAGGGUCGAGAAGGUUGGAGCCUGAUCGGGCGACGUUUUUGUAAACUAGCGGGCGAUGAUGACGACAAACGCACACACACACACACACACAGACGGUGACAGUGGAGACGCCCAGCCUUCGAAAUCAGACGAGCGCUCUCGCAGCUCGUUGGCGGGUAAAGGUUGAGGCCGGAUGUACAAUUCUUCGGGAUCGGUUUCUUUCCUAUGUGGCUUUUUUUUCCGAUUAGUUUUUUUUCUUUAUUUGCAGUGUACUUUUUGUGACCAGUGACUUAUGUAUUGUGCUAAGAGAAAAGAAAAAAAAGACACGACAGGCGUUUGCCCUGUGAGAGGUUUUUAAUUUGGAUUUUAUUUUUGUACCCAAAUGACGUUUAUUUUGCUUUUUUUUUGUAAGCUAAAUUUGAGUGACAUGUGUAAGGGAAAGGAUUUGAUGACGCCUGUGGAUCCUCUGAAGUAGAAUUAAAACAAAAAAAAGAAGGAUUCUGAUUUUAUUUAUCACAGUGUCGUGUUAGACCGAGGAGCUGGUUAGCGUCACGUUGUAGCUAAUCAUCGAGAGAGAGGAGGGGACUGGCUGAUUCUUUUUUUUUUUCUCCCUCCCUUGAGGAAUUUGGGACCCCAUGUAAACUCCUAAUAAUGUAUCCCAUCAACAUCAGCAUUUCCAUAGUGACUGUCCCAUCAUACACCAUGCAAAAUAGAAACCCGUGUAUGUGUGUGUGGCCAUGCAUUGAACAAUAAAAAGGAACUCAUAAGAUGAUG